Molecule: messenger RNA, 2303 nt
Organism: Neltuma alba
Lineage: Eukaryota; Viridiplantae; Streptophyta; Magnoliopsida; Fabales; Fabaceae
Exons: 14
Coding region: 171-2141 (656 amino acids)
Molecular function (GO): acyltransferase activity, transferring groups other than amino-acyl groups
Source: RefSeq, a predicted model, not a curated record
GGAUUAGACACAUUGUACGAUCUCCUGGCCCAAAAACUUGAUCUCGCCAGCUGAUUGACGAAAAUGACCCUGGAAUUUCUAUAUAAGCAUGCACGCCGCCCUCGGCUCCCGCCUUACAUGGAAGUUUUGUUCCACUCUGUAUUCCAACAGUAGUACACAACACAGAAACAAUGGCGCCAAAAACAAUGCCUUCGUCUCCAAUCCGUAUCGGUAACUGCGAGAUUCUCGUUGAGGCCAAAAGUUUCACCUGCAAGUCGGAUUCAAAUGGCCUCCAGAUUUCUCUUCCAGGAAGGGGGAAGAUUAAAGUAUCAGUUGUGAAAGGCGAAGUUACGACUAAAGGAAAUGAUUCUGAGAAUUUUAAGCUUGAAGAUAGAGAUCAUAAAUUCGUCCUUGUUAAUCCUAAAGAUGCUGACGGCACUACCAAAUCCUACCUGCAGGAAGUAUUGCAGAUGUAUAUGACAGAACUUCCUGGAAUGAAUUAUGCUGCGAAUACUGGAAAACAAUCAAAAUUUCUUGAGAGAUGCGUAACUAAUGGAAAAUAUCGUACGCUGCUUCUGAAAUCUGGUUCUGUUGGAAAUUCUGGAAAGGUUAUAGCUGCUAUCACAUAUCAAAUAGUCCCUGCAGAUACAGAGUAUGCAGAGAUCCCACUUGCAGCGGUCAGUGCAAUCUAUCAACGCAAGGGUCUUGGUCAUAUGUUGUUUGUAGAGCUACGGAAGAGAUUUCAAGAUGUUGGCAUUCGUUCAAUUUUCUGCUGGGGAGACAAAGAAUCUGAAGGGUUUUGGGUUAAACAGGGUUUUAUAUCAAUAGCAGAGGUGGACACCAAAGGUAGAGCUCGCAAGUUACCUAUAAAAGCUGAUAUUCGUAAAGCAUUAUGCUUUCCUGGUGGUUCUACACUCAUGAUUUUCCAUCUAAGGAUGGGAUUUUCAGCUGACGCUACUAACUCUAUGAAGUGUCUUCCCUCACAACAACGUCAGAAUUACUUGACAUUUGGAAAUGACAAGAACGACCAGCUUAAAUUUACAGGACAGUUACACAUUGAUUUGAAUCUUUCAAACAACUCUACUGAUAGAACAGAUAAUAUGGAAACUAGUCAUCCCAAGGCUUUGGUGAAUGAUGGAUUUUCAAAAGAAUCUGAUGAAUUGAGCGGUGCGUUUUCUCCUGAUGGUGAAACACCACCCGCUGUUGCAGGACUUGCAAACGAUGAAGUUGAUGCUGAAAUGAAGGAUUGUUCUAAUUCCACAAAAGGUGCAAAGAGGACCUGGGAAGCCUCUUUGUCAUCCUUAAAGUCAAAAAGAGUGAAAGGUUGCCAUUUAGUUGAUGAUAGAUCUGAGUCUAGCUGGGGUUUCGUGUCAGAGGUUGAUAGGACUAAUUCUUGUUUUGUGGGAUGCUCAUGGGGUGUUUUGAGCGGAAAAAGUUCAGCAGAGCUCCCAUAUGGUGACUCUUUGAUUGUCCAAGAAAAGAAUUCUGAGAAACUCAAAGGGGAUUAUUUAGAUUUAGAAGCUCAAGUCAACAAUGAACAGCUAUCAACUAAACAAUGCUUUAGAAUCAUGCUGAUGAAUAUUGCUGAUGAUGCUAAGAAAAUGCACCUUACAAAGGUAAUUGAAGCCCUUGGUGGCACUGUUACCUCUGAAGGAAGCAUGACCACACAUAUUGUCACAGGCAAAGUGAGGAAAACUUUGAAUUUCUGCACUGCCCUCUGCUCAGGGGCAUGGGUGGUCUCAUCAGAUUGGUUAAAAGAAAGCUGUCGUGAAGGCAAAUUUAUUGAUGAGUUGGCUUACAUAUUAGAUGACAAGGAUUACCUAUUGAAGUACAGAUCUGAUUUAAAAAGUGCAGUUUUCCGUGCAAAAGCCAACCCCCGAGCUUUAUUCAAGGGGUACAACGUGUGCAUUGCAGAGCAUGUUCAACCUCCUGCUAAAACACUAUCUGCAAUUGUGAGCUCUGCUGGUGGCAAUGUUAUUCGUGGGUUGAAGAAAGUAAAUGAAACAUCCUCAACCAUUUUUGUGACAUGUGAAGAAGAUAUGGAAGAAGCAAUGGUAGCUGCAAAGAAGGGGAUCCGAACUUUCAGUAGUGAGUGGUUUAUGAACUGUGUCAUGAGACAAGAACUUGACAUGGGGGCCUUUCAGUUUGCAGAGUCCUUAUGAGGAUGGUGACUUGCCGAGUGAUGAUUAACAUGAUUUCUUGUGAUGCAGAAUUAGACCAUAUCUAUCGCCACCCAUGUAUAUUUUUUUUGCCCAAUGGGUUCAUACCCCUAAAGAGAGAGUUCUAGUGCAACUCGAAAUUUGACCAUGCGGGUAAUAUGACAA